AUGACGAGGCAAAACCUGAUUCCAAGCGAAGAUGGUUCACGCAUGAUCCAUUCUUUGAUUCCAAUGUGGGACAUGUGCAAUCAUGAGAACGGGACAAUCACUACAGAUUUUAACCUGACGUCAGACUGUUGCGAAUGUUAUGCCCUGAAGGAAUUCAAGAAAGGAGAUCAAAUAUUUAUUAGUUAUGGAGUUAGGACGAAUUCCGAUUUUUUCGUACAUUCAGGAUUUGUUUACAUGGAUAACAAACAGGAUGCUAUAAAAUUAUGGAUCGGCCCGUUACUAAUGACCAGUACGGAUCCUUGUUUAAGAGAACGCGAGCAAUUGUUAAGAAAAUUACAUUUAACGGUGAUGAGUGAAUUUCUUGUAAACUCUGGAGUAGAACCAAUUCCUGGCUCAAUGUUGGCGUACCUCCGGUUAUUCCGUAUGCGUAAACCUGAACUAAUGCAUUGGCUUAAAUCGGAUCGUGUUAAUGAUUUAAAACAGUCCGAUUGCCCUUUAGAUACUGCCAUUAACGACAAAGUUAAAAAAACUCUGAUUUAUGUAUUGGAGAGUUUUAUUGCUAGAUAUCCAACAACUUUGCAGGAAGAUCUGCAACUGCUUGAAACUACGUUACCACAAUUUAAAAAAUUAGCCAUACAAUUGAGAGUAACGGAAAAGAGAAUUAUUUUUAAUGCGCUUGAAUAUGUGAGAACGAAUGAAAGUUAA
This is a messenger RNA of Osmia lignaria (orchard mason bee), 705 nucleotides long. It is a transcript of the gene Setd3, whose product is annotated as SET domain containing 3. Gene Ontology annotation, molecular function: protein binding; protein-lysine N-methyltransferase activity; protein-L-histidine N-tele-methyltransferase activity. The record is from RefSeq and is a predicted model, not a curated record. Gene Ontology annotation, biological process: actin modification; peptidyl-lysine monomethylation; peptidyl-lysine trimethylation. NCBI's taxonomy places the organism in Eukaryota, Metazoa, Arthropoda, Insecta, Hymenoptera, Megachilidae.